UCACUGCAGACCAGAGAGUGUGGGACUUUAUCUGGGUUCUGCUUCCUCCAUGGGGCACCAGUCCUGGGCUAGAGAACUUGGCAGGCUCUCCCCAUGGCCGCCUUAUUCCUCCUCCUUCCGUUCCUAUGUGGAUCCCCCCGGGCUGCUGCAGACAACAUCCAGACCAUCUAUGUAGCCUUGGGGGAGGCAAUGGAGCUGCCAUGUCCCUUACCACCCACGCUGAGUGGAGACGAACUCCUGUCCUGGCUCCGCAGUCCUGUAGCAGGCUCCUCCACCGCCCUGGUGACCCAAGUCCAAGUGGCCAGACCAGCCCUGGACCCUGGGAAGCCCAUAAGGGCAUCCAGGCUCAAAGUGCUGGGGAACUACUCAUUGUGGCUGGAAGGGGCCAAAGAGGGAGACGCCGGUCGGUACUGGUGUGCCGUGCUGGGUCAGCACCACAAGUACCAGAACUGGAGGGUGUAUGAUGUCUCCGUGCUUAGAGGAUCCCAACUAUCCGCGAGGGCUGCAGAUGGAUCCCCCUGCUCUGUCCUUUUGUGCUCUGUGGCCCCUGCCAGACGCCUAGACUCUGUGACCUGGCUAGAGGGAAGGGGUUCUGUGAGGGGCCAUGUACAGUCAUUUUGGGGAGAUGGAGCUGCCCUGCUCUUGGUGUGUCCUGGGGAGGGGCUCUCUGAGUCCGGGGAACAUAGACCAAGAAUCAUCCGCUGCCUCGUGCCUCACCACAAAGGGGUCAGCUUUAGCCUGGCAGCCUCCAUGGAUGCCUCCCCUGCCCUCUGUGCCCCUUCCAUGGGCUGGGAUGUGUCCUGGAUCCUGAUGCUGUUGCUCACAGUGGGUCAGGGGUUCACCAUCCUGGCCCUCAGCAUCAUGCUCUGCAGACAGAGGGUCCAGGGGGCUCAGCACAGAGAUGCCUCGAUUCCUCAGUUCAAGCCUGAAAUCCAGGUCUAUGAGAACAUCCAUUUGGCCCAUCUCAGCCCACCUGCUCCCAAGAUCAGAUGAUCUCCGUGACAUCUGCUGGAAGUGUGACCUGCUAUCUCUCUGGACAUCUGGCACCUGAAGGCUUCGCCUGAAAACCUUGGCAAGGGGGGAAGGGCUGAGAGUGCUACUUUACAGAUCAGCUGGUCUCCAGCAGUCAAGCUAUGUGUGUGUGUGUGUGCGUGUGUGCAUGUGCGCACGUGUGUGUGUGUGUGUGUGUGUGUGUUUUGGGGAGGCAUUGAAGGAAUGCAGAAGCAUUAUUCUGUGAUGUCACCUGUGAGAAGGUGUGGUCUCCUGUUUCAUAGCAGCCAGUGAAGGGGCGGCCCUGAGCCCCCAGUACCGUGGGAUUGAGGGGAGCCCAGGGUGGCUGGCGAGGGGGUGAGGAGGGGUGGGGAUGGGCAGAAACGAGAUAGAAGAAUCCAGAGACUUGAGCAAUUGUGGAGAGUCAGUCUUGGGGAAACCACAGGACAAACGGAGGGAACUAAAGAAGAGGGAAGGGAAGGGACUCAAGUUAGAGGAAAGAGAUGGGCAGAGAGGGAAAACAACAGAAGCACCAAGUGGGAGGACUGAAUAACAGAGAAUGAGAAGGCUCGGGUUGCCUCUAAAUUAAGCCAGGUCACCCCCCACCUCCAUCCCCUCAUCCCCACUCAAUCUUAUUCGCACAGAGAAGUUGAGGGAGAACACGCACCUUUAAUCAGACCUCAGACUUCCUUGCAUGGAUGGGGAGGGCACUGAGUCAGGAUGGGGGUGGUUAUGCUUAGCCCCAACUCCGAGUCACCCUCCUUAUCCUAGCACUUCAUGUGGCAUCCGGAGCGGUGAGAGGCUAAUCAACAUCCUGACAUCCUGGGGGCCCCAAGAGUCCAUGCUAUCUCCCUGCAUAGAGGGAGUGUCCACAGGGGUGGGUGGGUGGAUUCCCUGGUGGGGUGUGUCCUGGGCUGUCUGUGAACCACGGACAAGCCUGGGCUGGUCAAGCAGGGGAGGCCGCUGAUGCUCCUAACUGGUCCAUUCCCAGUCUCAGGCAGAGAGGAACUGGACUGCCUACCACACCCUCACAGGCAACUCCACCAGACGCCCUUUUGUGAGUCUGCUCAAGCUUGGGCCUCCCUGGAGAAAAGCUUUCGCAGAAGUCUCACCUAAAGCCUUCAUGCUACAGUGGCUUAAGCUAAGCUAUUAGCAAGAAGCAGGACGCGAAUGACACAGAUGGAGAAUGAGUUGAAAGUUACAGUUCAGGACGCAGCAGCCCAGCCCAACCCACCAAACAGGUCUAGUUUGUUUUGAGAGAGAGAGAGCGCGCGCGCACACACACACACACACACACAAACACACACAGCAAUGUCCCAGACUCCCAGAUAGCACUUUUAUUAAAUUUACUCUUCACAGUUCCCCCAAGAAACUCCUUCCUGAGUUCCUGACCUGCCAAAUUAAUCUUUCUAGCAAGCCUGUUCUCCUCACCAUACCUGGUGCCCCUUCAAGCCCCUUGCCUGGGACCCGCGGCUCCAUCAAACCGCCUGCCUUGCCCAAGACCUGGAGCUGAGAUAGGACAUCAGCAGUGGGCAUCUAGAAAAGACAAAAGACCUAGGUGUCCUUUGUGAGGCGGGGCUCUGGACAGGUGCCUAUAGGGGCUAGGUGGAACCAGGCCUCGGAGGGGUCUGGGAGGGUGUGAGGCCGGGCAUCUGAGGUCUCUACAGAAUUAGGUUCUUGGGCAUAUCUUAGAUGCAGGUGUCUCGAGGGCGGUGGUGAUGGGGGCAGAGUCCUGGGUUGAAGGUUGCAGAUCACCGUGAAGCCAACGGAGGAGAGGGCCUCCCCAGGUGAAGCUGGCCACUAGGAGGAGAAGGGCGGCGAGGAGGGGACUGGGGAGCGGCCGCAGCGUGGUGGCCGUGUUGCACAGGUCCUGCUCACAGCAGUGGUGCCGCAGAGCGUAGGAGCGCGACCAGUAGGUGGCACGGCCCUGCAGAGGGCACUGGGCCCGUGGGAGGCAGCCUUUCCGCUCGAUGAUCUCAUUCUGCUCUGUGGGACAAAGAGAGAAUGCUGAGGCCCGGGGAAGGAAGGAGGCAAGGGCUGUGGGGCAGCAGGGAAAGCAGGGUGGAUGGAUGGAUGGAGAUUGGCUGGGAGAAGGGCCAUUGGGCCCAAGUCCUACCUGAGGUGCCAAUGCUGAUGCCACAAGCUUCAUCGUCCUGACACUCGGUGGGAACAGGGUAGCAGGGUUUGGCAAAGCUGCAGGUGUAACAGCGGAGCCGACCCCGGGCAGGGGGUGGGGGUGUGGUGAGACCUGCGGGGGGUCCGCAGAGAUCAGGAGAGGCCAAGGGGCCCAUGAGAGGCUCAAGCUCAGAUCUGGGACAGGGAUUCAUGCAGAGAGUUGACACACAAAGUGGGGAGAGGGAAAUGGGGAAAGGGAAGGAGAAGGGCAGAUAGAAGUAGAAAAGGAGACACAGGGAAGGGAGGGGAGACAACUCGGGGGAAAAAAAAGACACAGAUGCGCGACAGAAGCCAAGAGAGUCAGAGAGGAAGGCAGAGAGUGACACCACAAGUCAGACCUGGGAAGGUGGGGUGGCAUUGAAGUUAAGCAGAUGGUGCCACAGACAGAGAGCAAGUAAGAAUUUACACUGACCGCGGGGUCCCCGCAAAGAAGCAAGAGGUGAGAAAAGGAACAGGGGAGACAGGACAGAGGCAUGUCAAGAUGCUGCAAGGAACA
This is a messenger RNA of Ailuropoda melanoleuca (giant panda), 3661 nucleotides long. RefSeq names its product lymphocyte antigen 6 family member G6F (gene LY6G6F). Lineage: Eukaryota; Metazoa; Chordata; Mammalia; Carnivora; Ursidae. The record is from RefSeq and is a predicted model, not a curated record. The coding region runs from base 94 to 993 and encodes 299 amino acids. The transcript has 6 exons.